CAGGGGAGCCUGGGAAGUGGGGAUGACACAGAUAGCAAGUCCUAGUCAGAGCUGCCGCUACAUUUAGGAGAAAGCAGUGUCCGAGACUGCCACUCUCCAACAGGGCCCGUGGAGGGGGGGCAGUGUGAGGGGCAUGGACGCCACCCUCCGGGGGUCUCUGCUGCCAGCUACUCUCCUCUCCACGCACUCCCCACUUUCAGGCUGUCUUCUCUGGGGAAAGAACCCACAGGAAAUGGGGUGACACUAGAACAGCAAAGAUUGGGGUUAGAGGCCUCCAGGAUUUCCAGUGAGAAGGACCUACUGUGGGAUUCUGCAACCCUUGUGCCCUGAGAGUUUUCACUUCCUUGCCGCAGCUUGAAUUUAUCAGUGCCCCUCCAGGACCCCUGACGCCGCCGGGGCCACCCGCGGACUGCAGGCGCGCGCUGCACUCGCCCUGACGCUGGUCGCCGCGCGUCGCCAUGGCGCAGGAGAACGCGGCCUUCUCACCCGGGCCGGAGGAACCACCCCGGCGCCGCGGGCGCCAGCGCUACGUGGAGAAGGACGGCAGGUGCAACGUGCAGCAGGGCAACGUGCGUGAGACGUACCGCUACCUGACCGACCUGUUCACCACGCUGGUGGACCUGCAGUGGCGCCUCAGCCUGCUCUUCUUCGUGCUCGCCUACGCGCUCACCUGGCUCUUCUUCGGCGCCAUCUGGUGGCUGAUCGCCUACGGCCGCGGCGACCUGGAGCACCUGGAGGACACCGCGUGGACGCCGUGCGUCAACAACCUCAACGGCUUCGUGGCCGCCUUCCUCUUCUCCAUCGAGACGGAGACCACCAUCGGCUACGGACACCGCGUCAUCACCGACCAGUGCCCCGAGGGCAUCGUGCUGCUGCUGCUGCAGGCCAUCCUGGGCUCCAUGGUGAACGCCUUCAUGGUGGGCUGUAUGUUCGUCAAGAUCUCGCAGCCCAACAAGCGCGCCGCCACGCUCGUCUUCUCCUCACACGCCGUGGUAUCCUUGCGCGACGGGCGCCUGUGCCUCAUGUUCCGCGUGGGCGACUUGCGCUCCUCGCACAUCGUGGAGGCCUCCAUCCGUGCCAAGCUCAUCCGCUCGCGCCAGACGCUGGAAGGCGAGUUCAUCCCGUUGCACCAGACCGACCUCAGCGUGGGCUUCGAUACGGGCGACGACCGUCUCUUCCUCGUCUCACCGCUCGUCAUCAGCCACGAAAUCGACGCUGCCAGCCCCUUCUGGGAGGCGUCACGCCGCGCCCUGGAGCGGGACGACUUCGAGAUCGUGGUCAUCCUCGAGGGCAUGGUGGAAGCCACGGGGAUGACGUGCCAAGCUCGGAGCUCCUAUCUGGUGGACGAGGUGCUAUGGGGCCACCGCUUUACGUCAGUGCUGACCCUGGAGGAUGGCUUCUACGAGGUGGACUAUGCCAGCUUCCAUGAGACCUUUGAGGUGCCCACACCUUCAUGCAGUGCCCGGGAACUGGCAGAGGCUGCAGCGCGCCUUGAUGCCCAUCUGUACUGGUCCAUCCCUAGCCGGCUGGAUGAGAAGGUGGAGGAGGAGGGAGCCGGGGAGGGCGCAGGUGGGGAAGCCGGGGAUGACAAGGAGCAGAACGGCUGCCUGCCACCCCCAGAGAAUGAGUCCAAGGUGUGACCGGUUUCCUCCAGACCCCUGUGGCAGACAGGGGGCCAGACACAGGUACAUGGGGAGCUGGGUAGAGGAGGUAGAAGAGGAAGGAGCAGGCAAGGUCCCAGGGAAUGGAGAGGCCUCCUGAGGACCUUGAGUCUAGAAUCCAGUGUGAAUGGAGGGGCCGGGUUGGAGAAGAAUGGAGGGCAGGGAAGGGUGAACCUGUCUGUGUUUGACCUUCACAUCUGUUCAUGGGGUGGAUGGACCAUCAGAAGAAUGAACUUUCGGGGACUGGAUGGGAAGGUGGUGGCUAAUGGAGAGGUCAAUGGGCUGUGGAUACCUGAAGCACACCUGUGUGCAGAUUCUAGAAAGGUGGGUACCCUUUUCCUCCAAGUAGUGCACCCCCAGGUCAGAUGCAUGACUUGGGGAACAGUUCCUAUUCACUUCCUCAGCCAGCCACCCUGCGUGUGGCCCACCUAAUUGGACGCAGUGGCCCAAGCUGAACCAGAGAGAAGACUGCGUGAAGUGGGCCCAGAUGAGGAGAGUCCUCCCUCCUCCACACUCCCACAGUGACAGGCUCACCAGAAGAAAGCGUUGCAAGGGAGCUUGGAAAAGUGUCAGUGACCUUAAUCCUUGGGAUGCAGGGUUACAGGCAGCAGGAGCAGAUGCCAGCACUGGGGCCCUGAGCAAGGGAUGGCUAUUUGGUGGAGUGAGGUCUUAUUGGUAACACUGCAGAAGCAGGAGGGGAGAGAGAGGUUCUAAUGCAAAGAAGGGCAAGGAGUAAGAUCUAGAAGGUGGGUUCUGGGGGCAGAUGGGAAACUCGGGAAAGCAGUUUGUCCUUGGGGGACAGUGGGGAGGAUCAUUCAGAUCACUGCUUGGAUAUCAAGUAGAGUGGACACUCACUGACCUGCCCCUAAUACUGGAACCCAGAGCACACGAGGAGAACAGGAAAAUGCCUGUGGCCAUUGGAUGGGGUCCAGUUCACACUGAGAAGCUGUGCAAUCUCUUGGAGCAGGAGCUGGGAGCAGUCUGGAAAUCAGAACACCAUGGGUUGAGUAAGGCAGGGGAAUGAUGAAAGCCUGCAGCUGUAAAACUGCUGUGUACAGAAUCACCUGGAGAGCUUGUUAAAACACAGAUCACUGGGCCCCACUCCCGGGGUUGACUCAAUAGGUCAGGUGGAAACCAGAAAUUGGCAUGUCUAACAAGUUCCCAACUCAUGCUGACGCUACUAGACUAGGGACCACAUCGCAGUGGGACAUGUGAGGACCCUCAGGGAGCAGACAAGCAGGAAGAGCUUGGAGGACUGAAGAUGCAGGAGUGACUAAGAGAGAAAAGCAGUGCAGACCUGGGGGGUCUGUGGCCUGCUUUCUGCGUCACUGAGCCAGAGACGCCUGGAGACGCAUAGUCAUCCGAGGAUGACAUAGGGAGGGCAGUGUGAGGGAGCGGACAGUGGACUGGUUAGAGGACCUGAGGUUGGCCUCCUGGGGGAAGUGCAGCCCAGGGGAGCAUGUCCUCUAGUGGCCCAGGCAGGCCCUCUGUUCUUCCAGCCCUGCUAGUCCCCAUUCCAUCCUCAAAUAAAGAGUCUGCUUGGCGGAGGCCGGCACCUGAGUCGGUCCUAUUCCAGGCUAGGAGGCGGGGACCCUGUGGGGCACUGUGUGUCUCCCAAGAGAAAAGGGGUCACCCCGGUUUGCAGUCAUUUAAAGGACCCAAGCCUGUGCCCCUUCCCUUAAGUCCAGGCAGGGAUGUCUUUCCACCUCAGGUCCUGAGGCUACCUGGGUCACAGGCAGUCAAAGCCAGGGUCCCUGAAAGCCAGCAUCUGCUGUUCCCCCAACAGAUGUGGGGUAGGGCAUGGGGAGUGAUCCGGGGUUAAUUCAGUGAAACAGAUGGAGUCUGGACAGGAGGGUAGCUGCUUGGUUCCCACACACACUCAUUUAGCACUGGAGCUGCUGCAACUGAACAGAUGGAGAAACUGAGGCGACAGCAGGCUCCCUCCUACCCAGAAGUCACUGAGAUGCUGCCACACCUGUCCUCGCCUCUGUCACUGCUCAGGGCACCACUGUACAGUGCAGUCAGGAGACUGGGGCUGUAGUGCCAAUACUGAGUGUCACUGAUGAGCUGCAUGACUCUGAGCAAGUCACACAGGUCACUGGGCCUCAGUUUCCACAUCUGUAAAAAUGACUUAGUAAAACUCAAUAAAUGUUAAAUAGUUGAAUUGAA
Cavia porcellus (domestic guinea pig) is the source of this 3830-nucleotide messenger RNA. It is a transcript of the gene Kcnj9, whose product is annotated as potassium inwardly rectifying channel subfamily J member 9. The record is from RefSeq and is a predicted model, not a curated record. NCBI's taxonomy places the organism in Eukaryota, Metazoa, Chordata, Mammalia, Rodentia, Caviidae. Gene Ontology annotation, biological process: potassium ion import across plasma membrane; regulation of monoatomic ion transmembrane transport. Bases 459 to 1640 code for a protein of 393 amino acids. The transcript has 4 exons. Gene Ontology annotation, cellular component: plasma membrane. Gene Ontology annotation, molecular function: G-protein activated inward rectifier potassium channel activity.